CCAAUCCAGAAGCGGCACGGGUAGAAAAGGCGGGCCUCCGUGACGGACAAGGGAGGACGUGCCAGACGGGUUGCUGUUGGUUGCUAGCUACCUCCGCACGCCCGACCGCUCGGCGGCGUCAUCGUCACCUGGGCCUAAGAGCCGGCACCCGGUUUGUGGGCGCGAGGGCCCGCGACCCCCGCCCCGCUCGCGCGCAGGUGAGGGGCACGUGCAGGUGAAGAGGCCCCAGCGCAGGGGAGGAGCGGCUUUUGCCCGCGCCCGGCUGCUCGUUCGGCCUCCCCGGGAGGGCGAGGCGGGUUCCGGUGCGCGGCCGCGGCCGCAGGUCCAUCCCGGAGAUCCAGACCCCGGGGAGGUGUGGCGCGGCCCAAGGCGUCCCGGGGGGGGGCCCUCGAGAGAAGGACCUUCUUAUGCAGGGCGGCCUGGCCCAGGCGUUUCCAGGGAGAGGCUGUGUUUACUGCCCUGAGCCCCGCGCACGCUGCUGCGUGACUGGGACGGGGCCACGGGGUCCGGGAGAGAGGGUGAUAAGUUUUACCCCCACAGCCGGACACGCUGCCCGAGGCCCGAGCAAUGGCAGGGACAGUCAGCACCCAACUCUGGGCCACGGGCCGUUUGCCGACCGUGGUGAGGACGGGCGUGUGCGCGGUGGCCCUCCAGGGUGCCGGUGGCCCGGAGGACUGCGCCCUCUCCCCUGUGGUCGUUCUUCAUGUGGUGCGGCUCGUCCACUCCGCUGCCGAGCGCUUGCCGCGGGCCAGGAGCAGGGCCAUGUAGUCCAGUUCUCGUCAGGUGUCCGCUCUUGCUUAGGAGUAUCAGACAGUGCACAGACCAACCCGUGGGGCCGGUGGCCAGGUUGCCAGCUUGCCAGGUGAAAAGGAAAGCAGCAUGAGGGAAGGAAGAGUGAUGGGGACCGGAGGCUGUCUGUAUGAAGGCGGCCCCGGAGAAGGGGCUCCAGGCAGAGGGGACAGCAGGUGCAAGGCUCACCCUGGACGCAAACUGGCCGAGACCUCUGUCCCCACGCAGAAGGCUGGCUUGGCUGAAGCUGAGGGAGGGGGCAGAGGGUGGUGUUGAGGAGGCCACCGAGAGAGCAGGGUCAGACCUGAGGGCACCUGGGCUCCAUGCUCUGUGCCUGGGGCCCCGUGGGUGGCUUUCAGCAGUGCAGUGUGGUGCUCUGAGACCCCGUCCAGGUCAGCUCUGGCCACAUUGUGGGGACACACCACUGCAGUUGUCCAGAGUUGCUGACUGGGACUUGGGCUGGGCUUGUGGCAAGAGAGGGUGGAUGGGGACAGAGCAGCGUCUGGGAAGCAGGGGGCAGUUGUGGAGGUGAGCAGGAAGGUAUCAGGAUGUAGCUGGCCUGAGCCAGUUACAGAAAACGCCCGCUGGGCGGGGGCAGCUGGAGGGGGAAGUCGGGAGUCUGUUUCGGCCUCGUGGGUCUGAGGUGCCGGGGCGGGGACGGCAGUCUGGGUUGGGAGUUAGGGGACAGAGGGGUGGACGGGGGCCAUCAGCCCCUGUAUGAAGGCAGAAGGCCAGAGGCCAUCUGCCAGGUGAGAGGGUGGACGGAGGAGGAGAGGCCAGCAAGGGAGACCCUGGUGUGCGGUGUGCUGGGAGGGUGGCAGGGGACCUGGAGUGGAGAGCGGGUGCCAGAUGCCAGAAGCUCGUGGUGUGCGGUGGAUUCUGAGGAAAUGCAGGGGGCCCCGUGGCCAGGUAAGUUUGGGGACCUGCUUGGGUAGGUGGCAGUCAGUGCAGAUCCUGGUUGGAACAUCACCCUGUGUGCCCACCUCCUGCCACCUCGUUUGACCGUGGUGACAAUCCCUGAAAAUGGCACUUUCCCAAUGUCCACUUCGCAAACGGGAGAGGGAGGCUCAAAUGGGUGGCGAGUCUCUGGGUGUAAACGGAGAGUCGGCCCACGCUCAGAACUGCCUGCCGGCGGCCUGGCCGCUGUCAGGCGAGACCCCUCCUGGGAGAGGUCGUCUAGUCCCCGGAGCUCUGCUCUGGUGGCAGCCUUGUUCUUGGGGGAGACCACAGGCUUCUCAGAGCGCUUGGCAGCAGGCAGGCCAGGCUCCCUGAGGCCUGGGGGGGUGGGCGUGGGACCCCAUCCGGCGGAGGGCCUCACUGCACCUCCUCUUGCUUGCUCAGGGCCCACUCUUCCACCAUGAAAGGCUCCCGGGCCCUCAGCGGCACCCCCAGCCCCCAUGAGGGCAACCUGGAAGGCUUGGAUCUCAGUCUGACGGGGCUCCCCCCGCCCGUGUCCCGGCGCCCCAGUAGCGCCUCCGCCGCCAAGCCCGUCAUCCGCUCCAUCUCUGUGGCUGCGGGCAGUGAGCAGAGGAGGAGGGUGCUGGAGGCCGGGGGACCCGGGGCCGUCAACAGUCUUCGCAGGCCCAGCAGCACCACACUGGUCCACCGGCCGCCAGCCAGGCAGGCGUGGGCUGACCCCUUCAGGCCGGCAGAGCCCCCGGGCUCCCCGACGCCCGUUGAGGGCGGCACCGGCGGGAGAAAGAGGCUGGCCAGUCUGAGCAACUCUCCCGGCAAGAAGGGGGCCACGGGGAGCGUCCUGGAUGAGCAGCCCACGGCCGCCACCUUGCCACCUGAGGCCCGGAGUCCCAGCGCCCCGGACGCGCCAGCGGGCCCACGGAGAAGAGAGCGCACCGCUCCCCUCGCACCCCGCUUCACUGCCAACAACAGGAGCAACAAGGCAGCCGUGGGCAACUGCGUCACCACCAUGGUGCACAACCGCUACACCCCUGUGGAUGCUGUGCCCCCCAAGAGCUCCAACCACACGGCCCCCUCCCUCAACAAUCUCGUCAAGGCGGCCACCGACGAGGGCGGGAGCAGCGGCUCCUCAAAGCCGCAGAAGAACUUGACCGGCAGCAAGCCCGUGGCCCAGAACAACACGGGGGCCCCCGAGAGCCUGCUCAGACGGAGGGAGGUGACGGAGGAGGAGGCGGAGAGGUUUAUCCACCAGGUGAACCAGGCGGCCAUCACCAUCCAACGUUGGUACCGGCGCCAGGCACAGCAGCGCAGAGCCCGAGCUGCCAGCUGGGGGCCCCUGCUGGCAUCCAAGCAAGAGGGGCGGCUGGAGGAGGGGAACCUGCUGGACCGGCACCGGCAGCAGGAGGCGGCCAGGAGGAAGGCCCGGGAGGAGAAGGCGCGCCAGGCCAGACAGGCGGCCAUUCAGGAGCUGCAGCAGAAGCGAGCCCAGAGGUCAGGCGAAGCCAAGCCUGGGCUGCUGAAGGGGACCUGGGAGACAGGGCAGUCCCAGACGGUGCCGGAGCGCCCCCUGCUGCCCGGAGACCCUGCUCAUGAGACCCCUCGGACCCCCAAGGCCGACAACACUGGGACCAGCUUCUGUACCGCAGGCGCAGAGGAACCCUGCCAGCCUGUCUCCAACUCCUCCCCAGAGCCCUGGCAGUUCCCAGAGGACAAGCCACAGGACACCAACUCCCAAGACAGGGCGGGUAAAGCCCCAGAGCCCGUGGGCCCAGCCAGGAGCAGGGCCAAGUGCAGGUCAGCCCUGGAUGAGCUGCUGGACACCCUGAAGCUGCUGGAGGCGGAGCCGGAGCCGCUGCCCCGCCCCAGGGCCCAUCACAAGGACAGAUACGCCUGGGUUGACGAGGAGGACAGCGCCAGCUCCCUGACAGCUGACAACUUGGAGAAGUUGGGGAGGCUCAGCGCACCUGCCGGGCCCCCCACAGACGGGGCGCUGCUCUCAGAGGCCAAGCUGCACAGCAUCCUGAGCUUUCUGGACGAGAUGGAGAAGUCAGGGCAGGACCGGCCGGCCGCCGCCCCCCAGGGGCUCGUGCCGGAGGAGGGGCUGGGGCGUCUGGAGUCUGCGUCUGCGGCGAGCGCGACCGUGACGCGGCUGAGGCUGCAGGUGGAGGAGAAGAAGCAGGCCGUGGCGCUGCUGCAGCGGGCCCUGGCACAGCAGCGGGACCUCACCAUCCGGAAGGUGGAGGAGACAGAGAGAGAGCUGGGCCGGCAGCUGCAGCGGCAGAGGCAGCACUACGAGGCCGCCAUCCAGCGGCACCUGUGUUUCAUUGAUCAGCUGAUCGAAGACAAGAAGAACCUGGGGGACAAGUGUGAGGCUGUGGUGGCCGAGCUGAAGCAGGGGGACCAGCUGCGCAAGGACAGGGAGGCCCAGAUGCGGGAGCAGCACGAGCUGGAGAUUAAGAAGCUCCGAGAGCUGAUGAGCGCCGCCGAGAAGGUGCGCAGGGAGAAGUGGAUGAGCGAGAAGACCCGGAGGAUCAAGGAGAUCACUGUCAGAGGCCUGGAGCCCGAGAUCCAGAAGCUGAUUGCCAAGCACAAGCAGGAGGUGAAGAAGCUGCGGAGCCUGCACGCGGCUGAGCUCCUGCAGGCAGACGAGCGGGCUGCCCAGCACUACGGGCGCCAGGCGGAGGCGCUGCGGGAGCAGCUGGCGCAGGAGAGGGAGGCGCUGGCCCAGCAGGAGCGUGAGCGCGCCCAGCGGCGCUUCGAGCAGCAGCUGGAGCAGGAGCAGCGGGACCUGCAGCAGCUGCGCAGGCGCCUCUACAGCGAGGUGGCCGAGGAGAAGGAGCGGCUGGGCCAGCAGGCCGCCAGGCAGCGGGCCGACCUGGAGGAGCUGCGCCAGCAGCUGGAGGACAGCAGCUCCGCCCGGGGCCGCGCCCUGAGGGCUGAGUUUGAGAAGGGCCGGGCAGAGCUGGAGCACAGGCACCAGGCAGAGUUACAGGCCCUGAAGGACCAGCUGGAGGUGGACCGGCAGGUGUGGCAGGCCAACUGCGCCCGGAAGGAGGAAGCCUGGCUGCGGGAGCGCGAGCGGGAGCUGAAGGAGGAGAUCCGGAAAGACCGGGACAAGGACAUCGAGCUGGUCGUCCGCCGGCUGGAGGCCGACAUGACACUGGCCAGGGAGGAGAGUGAGAGGGCCGCCGAGAGCCGUGUCCAGCGAGUUCGAGACAAGUACGAGGCGGAGCUCGCGUUGCUGGGGCAGGCGGAGCGGCAGCUGCAGGGCCAGUGCGCAGAGCUGAAGGGGCGGCUGGCGGAGGCCGAGGGCGAGGUCGCGCGCCUGCAGGGCCUGGUGCGGCAGAAGGACAAGGCCCUGGCCGCAGAGAAGGCGGUGAAUGAGCAGCUCGCCGGCGAGAGGAGCAGCCUGGCCCAGGUGCUCCGCCAGGAGUUCGCCGACAGGCUGGCCGCCUCUGAGGAGGAGAACCGGCAGGUCCGGGCUGAGCUGGAGCAGCUGAGGCGGGAGAAGCAGGCGGAGCUGGAGGACGUGCAUGGGAGGGUGAAGGCGGCCCUGGCGAAGAAGGAGGAGGCCGUGAGCAGCCUUCGGCGACAGCACGAGGCCGCAGUGAAGCGGGCUGACCACCUGGAGGAGCUGCUGGAGCGGCGUAGGCGGCCCCUGCGGAACGCCAAGUGACCGCCGCCCUUGUCUCCCGUCCCCCUCCACCGCGGCCCGCCCUGCUCUGGAAGUAAAGCGAUGUUUCUUCA
Artibeus jamaicensis (Jamaican fruit-eating bat) is the source of this 5451-nucleotide messenger RNA. RefSeq names its product centrosomal protein 131 (gene CEP131). The transcript is spliced from 26 exons. The record is from RefSeq and is a predicted model, not a curated record. Gene Ontology annotation, biological process: regulation of centrosome duplication; cilium assembly; intraciliary transport involved in cilium assembly. Lineage: Eukaryota; Metazoa; Chordata; Mammalia; Chiroptera; Phyllostomidae. Gene Ontology annotation, cellular component: centriolar satellite. The coding region runs from base 2147 to 5380 and encodes 1077 amino acids.